AUGUGUCCGGCGCGGCUCGGGCGGGCAGCGCGCGGCUCCGGGGACACGCACAGGCAUCGGACCGGGACCGGGACAGGGACCGGGACCGGGACCGGGACCCGACGGCGCUGGGGCCGCACCGGGGCCAGGACGGCUCCGCGGCAGCGCCGGCGGGGAGUUACCGAGGAGGAAGAGCCGGUGUCCAGCCCUCCCUGGCGUGUAGGAGGUGAAAAUGGGCCGGAAAAAGAUCCAGAUCAGUCGGAUAUUGGAUCAACGGAACCGGCAGGUGACCUUCACCAAGCGGAAGUUUGGGCUGAUGAAGAAGGCGUACGAGCUGAGCGUCCUGUGCGACUGCGAGAUCGCCCUCAUCAUCUUCAACAGCACCAACCGCCUCUUCCAGUACGCCAGCACCGACAUGGACAAGGUGCUGCUCAAGUACACGGAGUACAGCGAGCCCCACGAGAGCCGCACCAACAGCGACAUCCUCGAGACACUGAAGCGCAAAGGGCUGGGGCUGGAGAGCCACGAGCUGGAGGUGGACGAGGGGCCGGAUCCCGAGGAGAAGGCGCGAAGGCUGAGCGAAGGCAUGGACCUGUCGGUGCCACGACCCAGGUUUUAUAGCCCAGCACCGCUGCCCGAUGCAGCCUAUGGCAGCUCCCCACCGGCCACCACCGCGGCCCUGAGCAGCACCAGCGCAUCCCCGCAGGGCCAGGGCCGCCCGCCCGCCUUCAAACCAGCACCGCCGAAGCCACCAGGACGCUCCCCAGGGCCAUUGCCCCCAGGUAUCGGCUACCCCCUCUUCCCUGCUGGCAGCCUGAACCGGGCCCUGGCCACCAAGACGCCCCCCCCGCUGUACCUGGGGGCCGAGGGCCGGUGUGGGGAAGCCCACAGCAGCUUGGUGAGCGGCCGCAGCGGUGGCACUGCCACGCGACCACUGUACCCUGCUCUGCAGACCCUGAGCCCUGUGCUCACCCCAAGCAGCUCCAGCAUCCCAAGCCACAGCCUCACCAAUUUCCCCUUCCUCACCCCAGCCCAAGCUGCAGAGUUUGGUGCUGGUGAGGCCCCACCACCCCCCGGCUUCCUGCAGCCUGGCCCCACAGCAUGGCAGCAGCCACGGGACAUGGCAGCACUGGGGGUCAGCAGCCGGAUUGCCCCUGCUGAAGAGCCGGCCCCCGGCGCCUCCCCGCAGCACCAAGCCAUCAGCAUCAAGUCGGAGCGGGUCUCCCCGGGGCUGGGCUGCCCCUCGGGCACCCCGCAGCCGCCCGCUGCCAGCCUGGCCUCCCUGAGCGAAGCCUCCCGAGGCCCCGGAGACCAUCAGCCACGGGACGACUACGCCAAGGGGUACCCGUACCCCCUGGCCCCCCCGCGGCCGCUGCCCGAGGAGCAGCGGGUCCCCGUCCCCAUGCGACGAGCGCAGGCCAUGGACACUUGGCAGAGAUAGCGAGGCCGACGGGGUGCAGGGGGGUGGGCUGAGCCUGGAGGGGAGCCCCGCACUUCAUCCGCAUCCUCAGACCCCCAAGAAGCCCUUUGCAGUGCUCCCUGGGGGGUCAGCGAUGCCCCAGGGCUUCCCCUGGGGUUUCAUCCAUCACCUCGGGGCUGCAGCUCCCAGCAAAUCCCUUCCCCACCCCGGUGCCCCCCACAGGCUGCUGAGCCCCCCCUUCCUGCAGCUCUGACCCCCCCCGCAGCCCCGGCCGGGACCCC
Molecule: messenger RNA, 1680 nt
Organism: Pezoporus occidentalis (night parrot)
Lineage: Eukaryota; Metazoa; Chordata; Aves; Psittaciformes; Psittacidae
Gene: MEF2B
Product: myocyte enhancer factor 2B
Exons: 9
Coding region: 212-1420 (402 amino acids)
Biological process (GO): positive regulation of transcription by RNA polymerase II
Molecular function (GO): protein dimerization activity; RNA polymerase II cis-regulatory region sequence-specific DNA binding; DNA-binding transcription factor activity, RNA polymerase II-specific
Source: RefSeq, a predicted model, not a curated record